Messenger RNA from Capsicum annuum, 1392 nucleotides. Its product is annotated as sugar transport protein 13-like. The coding region runs from base 1 to 1374 and encodes 457 amino acids. Gene Ontology annotation, molecular function: monosaccharide transmembrane transporter activity. NCBI's taxonomy places the organism in Eukaryota, Viridiplantae, Streptophyta, Magnoliopsida, Solanales, Solanaceae. The transcript is spliced from 5 exons. Gene Ontology annotation, biological process: monosaccharide transmembrane transport. The record is from RefSeq and is a predicted model, not a curated record. Gene Ontology annotation, cellular component: membrane.
AUGAUUUACUUGCAAAAUAUUGCAAAUCAGCUACCGGAUGUAUUUACUAACCUUCCAAGCGUUACUAAAUCUUAUAUUCCAGCUCUGCAUGUUCCCAUUCGAGUUGAUGUCCCGAUAGGACAAGUGGUAAAUGCAAAUGAAUCUAAGCCACUUUUGAAACGUGGAAGACCGAUUGGUUCCAAGGAUAAAAAUCUUCGAAAAAAGAAAGAAAUAAAUGAUCACGAUAUGAUGGCAGUCGCUCAAAAGAAGCCUCAAGAUCUAACAAAUGAUAAGACUGGUUUAUAUAGCCAUCAAGUGACUCUUCCGAAAGGUGACAAUGGUUCAUCCGAAAAGGCUGUUCCACUAUUUAUAUCAGAAAUUGCACCUACAAGAAUUCGUGGAGGACUUAAUAUUUUGUUCCAACUAAACGUAACGAUUGGUAUUCUUUUCGCCAACCUCGUUAACUACGGAACAGCCAAGAUAAGUGGAGGAUGGGGAUGGAGAUUAUCAUUAGAUUUAGCAGGUUUUCCAGCAGCGCUAUUAACGUUGGGUGCAUUAUUUGUGGUAGAUACACCAAACAGUUUGAUAGAAAGGGGUAGAUUGGAUGAAGGCAAACAAGUACUUAGAAAAAUACGAGGUACAGACAACAUUGAACCUGAAUUCUUGGAGCUUGUCGAAGCUAGUCGUAUUGCUAAAGAAGUCAAACACCCUUUCAGAAAUUUAUUCCGACGUAAAAAUAGACCUCAAUUGAUUAUCUCUGUUGCCCUCCAGAUAUUCCAGCAAUUCACAGGAAUAAACGCCAUUAUGUUCUACGCACCUGUUUUAUUUUCAACACUAGGUUUCGGUAGCAGCGCAGCCCUUUACUCAGCCGUGAUCACCGGAGCUGUCAACGUUCUGUCCACCGUAGUCUCUGUCUACUCUGUCGACAAGCUAGGACGACGUGUCCUCCUCCUUGAAGCCGGGGUCCAGAUGUUGUUGUCCCAAGUAAUAAUAGCCAUAAUCCUAGGUAUCAAAGUAACGGACCAUUCGGACGACCUUAGUCAUGGUUGGGGAAUAUUUGUUGUGGUCAUGAUAUGCACCUACGUGUCCGCUUUCGCGUGGUCGUGGGGCCCGCUAGGAUGGUUAAUUCCUAGCGAGACGUUCCCGUUGGAGACGCGUUCGGCUGGGCAGAGUGUGACAGUGUGUGUUAACUUGCUGUUCACGUUUAUUAUGGCACAAGCAUUUUUGUCGAUGCUGUGUCAUUUCAAGUAUGGGAUAUUCUUGUUCUUUUCGGCGUGGAUUGUGGUGAUGUCGUUCUUUGUAUUCUUCUUGUUGCCUGAGACGAAGAAUAUUCCGAUCGAGGAGAUGACAGACAGGGUGUGGAAGCAACAUUGGUUGUGGAAGAGGUUCUGUUAGAACAAUAAUGAUAAUUGU